Carassius auratus (goldfish) is the source of this 1459-nucleotide messenger RNA. RefSeq names its product centrosomal protein of 164 kDa-like. The transcript has 11 exons. Lineage: Eukaryota; Metazoa; Chordata; Actinopteri; Cypriniformes; Cyprinidae. The record is from RefSeq and is a predicted model, not a curated record. Gene Ontology annotation, molecular function: protein binding. The annotation marks the transcript as partial.
GACCGUGUUUCAGAGGUGAACACAAACCGCUCGCUGUCGAUAUUAUGAAGGGUGAAUUUAAUAAGCAGUUAUUUUAUCGGUAAUAACGUUAUUUGCGCGAUGUGGUGUGUUUGUGAAGUUUUAAUUUGAAGUAAUUUAGUGAAAUCAAUUGAAGGCCAGUAACCGCUCUAGUGCGCGCUCCUGUCACGCCGCCGUCACCAUGACGACCACGGGGCUGCGCAUCGGAGAUCAACUGGUGCUGGAGGAAGACUAUGAUGAGAACUACAUCCCUUCAGAGCAAGAGAUCCAUGAGUAUGCGGUGGAGAUCGGUAUCGACCCCGAGCGUGAGCCUGAGCUGCUGUGGCUGGCCAGAGAGGGGAUGGUGGCACCGCUGCCGACCGAGUGGAAACCAUGUCAGGACGUCAGCGGUGAGGUGUACUACUUUAACUUCUCCACCGGUCAGUCCACCUGGGAUCAUCCGUGUGAUGAACACUACAGACAGCUGGUGGAGCAGGAGCGCGAGCGCAACCAACACGCCACAGCCCCCAGCGCCCUGAAGAGAGACAAGGACAAGAAGAAGAAGAAGGACAAGAAAGACAAGAAGAAGGACAAGAGGAAAGAGCUGGAGGAAGUCAGAGCUCCAGGGGUGCUGGCUCCUCUCGCUCCUCUCCGUGCUCUCUCUGACGCUCCUGUCGCUCCUCUCAGAGGAUCUGGACUCCAGCCGCUCAAAACCUCUCUCAGGGCUGCUGCUGUCAGGAGCGUUCAGGAGGAGAGGAGCGCUGAGGAAGACGAGGAGAUCUCUGAGGAAGAGAGGCCGAGGGACUCAGCUGGACUCCUGCAGAACCUCCAUCUGGAUCUGGACGCUCUGGGAGCAGGACUGCAGUACGAGGACAGUGAGGUCAGUGUGACGGUUCCUCCUGAAGAAAGAACAGAACCUGAACUACAGGAUUUGGCCCUGUCCAGAGAUCACAGUCCAGAAGCUCCUUCAGAGGAGUCUGAGGAUGGAGGAGCAGCUGCGUCGCUCUCAUCCGCUGAUAAUGUACAGGCUGGUUUCCGCUCCAAACUCUCAGAGAAUGUGUUUGAUCUGCUGGAUCUGUCACCUGCAGUGGACAGGAAGGAAGUGAAGGGUGAAGCAGAUGUGGACCGCUGUGUGGACGUCUCUGAUUCUGCAGACCGACGUCUGCUUGAAAACGUGAUGUUAGCUGAGACGCCGCCGUCACGCUACGCUGCCUCCACAUCCGCCGAUGACAUCAUCAGCACCUCAUCACAUGACCAGAGACCUCCGCCCUCUCGCAGCAGAACCGACACCACUGACCGAGAGAAACGAGAACGAGAAGGGGACGAGAGGAAGAGACAAGAAGAGAUGGAGGAAGAGGAGAGGAAGAGACGAGAAGAGAGGGAGGAAGAGGAGAGGAAGAGACGGGAACGAGAGGGGGAUGAGAGGAAGAGACGAGAAGAAAGGGAGGGAGAGGAGAGGAAG